Molecule: messenger RNA, 1737 nt
Organism: Schistosoma intercalatum
Lineage: Eukaryota; Metazoa; Platyhelminthes; Trematoda; Strigeidida; Schistosomatidae
Source: the annotation of a GenBank genome assembly
AUGAAGAAUAAGACUCCAAAUGAUGAUGAUGAUGAUGAUGAUGAUGAUGAUGAUGAUGAUGAUGAUGAUGAUGAUGAUGAUGAUGAUGAUGAUGAUGAUGAUGAUGAUGAUGAUGAUGAUGAUGAUGAUGAUGAUGAUGAUGAUGAUGAUGAUGAUGAUGAUGAUGAUGAUGAUGAUGAUGAUGAUGAUGAUGAUGAUGAUGAUGAUGAUGAUGAUGAUGAUGAUGAUGAUGAUGAUGAUGAUGAUGAUGAUGAUGAUGAUGAUGAUGAUGAUGAUGAUGAUGAUGAUGAUGAUGAUGAUGAUGAUGAUGAUGAUGAUGAUGAUGAUGAUGAUGAUGAUGAUGAUGAUGAUGAUGAUGAUGAUGAUGAUGAUGAUGAUGAUGAUGAUGAUGAUGAUGAUGAUGAUGAUGAUGAUGAUGAUGAUGAUGAUGAUGAUGAUGAUGAUGAUGAUGAUGAUGAUGAUGAUGAUGAUGAUGAUGAUGAUGAUGAUGAUGAUGAUGAUGAUGAUGAUGAUGAUGAUGAUGAUGAUGAUGAUGAUGAUGAUGAUGAUGAUGAUGAUGAUGAUGAUGAUGAUGAUGAUGAUGAUGAUGAUGAUGAUGAUGAUGAUGAUGAUGAUGAUGAUGAUGAUGAUGAUGAUGAUGAUGAUGAUGAUGAUGAUGAUGAUGAUGAUGAUGAUGAUGAUGAUGAUGAUGAUGAUGAUGAUGAUGAUGAUGAUGAUGAUGAUGAUGAUGAUGAUGAUGAUGAUGAUGAUGAUGAUGAUGAUGAUGAUGAUGAUGAUGAUGAUGAUGAUGAUGAUGAUGAUGAUGAUGAUGAUGAUGAUGAUGAUGAUGAUGAUGAUGAUGAUGAUGAUGAUGAUGAUGAUGAUGAUGAUGAUGAUGAUGAUGAUGAUGAUGAUGAUGAUGAUGAUGAUGAUGAUGAUGAUGAUGAUGAUGAUGAUGAUGAUGAUGAUGAUGAUGAUGAUGAUGAUGAUGAUGAUGAUGAUGAUGAUGAUGAUGAUGAUGAUGAUGAUGAUGAUGAUGAUGAUGAUGAUGAUGAUGAUGAUGAUGAUGAUGAUGAUGAUGAUGAUGAUGAUGAUGAUGAUGAUGAUGAUGAUGAUGAUGAUGAUGAUGAUGAUGAUGAUGAUGAUGAUGAUGAUGAUGAUGAUGAUGAUGAUGAUGAUGAUGAUGAUGAUGAUGAUGAUGAUGAUGAUGAUGAUGAUGAUGAUGAUGAUGAUGAUGAUGAUGAUGAUGAUGAUGAUGAUGAUGAUGAUGAUGAUGAUGAUGAUGAUGAUGAUGAUGAUGAUGAUGAUGAUGAUGAUGAUGAUGAUGAUGAUGAUGAUGAUGAUGAUGAUGAUGAUGAUGAUGAUGAUGAUGAUGAUGAUGAUGAUGAUGAUGAUGAUGAUGAUGAUGAUGAUGAUGAUGAUGAUGAUGAUGAUGAUGAUGAUGAUGAUGAUGAUGAUGAUGAUGAUGAUGAUGAUGAUGAUGAUGAUGAUGAUGAUGAUGAUGAUGAUGAUGAUGAUGAUGAUGAUGAUGAUGAUGAUGAUGAUGAUGAUGAUGAUGAUGAUGAUGAUGAUGAUGAUGAUGAUGAUGAUGAUGAUGAUGAUGAUGAUGAUGAUGAUGAUGAUGAUGAUGAUGAUGAUGAUGAUGAUGAUGAUGAUGAUGAUGAUGAUGAUGAUGAUGAUGAUGAUGAUGAUGAUGAUGAUGAUGAUGAUGAUGAUGAUGAUGAUGAUGAUGAUGAUGAUGAUCGUUUAAGUCAAUGA